AACAGCUGGCAGACGAGGUAAGAAGGCAGAGGAGAGACACACUGAGACGACCUGCUCAACAAGAGAUGACCACACACUGUGCCAUAUAGACAGCAGACGCACAUUAAACGCAGCUGCAGGUGUAACCACAAACGGAGGAAAUGAACCUGACAAACAGCACACAGAGCAACUUUGAUAACUGUUCAUCCAUCGAUGACUUCCGUAACCAGGUCUACUCCACAGCCUACUCCCUCAUCACUGUGCUAGGCCUGGUUGGGAAUGGCCUGGCGCUGGCGGUGCUGAUCCGAACAUACCAGAGCAGCAUGCCCUUUCACGUCUACAUGCUGAACCUGGCUGUGUCUGAUUUGUUGUGUGUUAUGACACUGCCACUGCGAGUUCUCUACUAUGUCAACAAGGGCCAGUGGAACUAUGGAGACUUCCUUUGCCGCAUCAGCUCCUACACCCUCUAUGUAAACCUCUACUGCAGCAUUUAUUUCAUGGCUGCUAUGUCUGUCACACGUUUCUUGGCCAUUGUGUACCCUGUGCAGAACCUGCGGCUGGUGACCGAGAACCGUGCACGCCUGGUGUGUGGGGGCAUCUGGCUGUUUAUUUGUGUUUCAUCCUCUCCUUUCUUGAUGUCUGGCCAGGAUUUUGACCCCCUUACAAAUAAAACGAAGUGCUUUGAACCUCCACCACCUGACGGUUUGGACAGGUUAAUCAUUCUGAACUAUGUGUCUCUAACAAUAUUCUUUGUUCUGCCCUUCCUGAUAAUCCUGCUCUGCUAUGCUGGCAUCGUCCACACCCUGCUGACUCGUUCCCACGUGGCCAGACGCCAGCAGGGCAUGGGCAGCAGAGCCAUCCGCAUGAUUGUCAUUGUCCUCCUGACCUUCCUCAUCAGCUUCUUGCCUUACCAUGUGCAGCGUACUAUCCACCUGAGCUUCCUGUCUCGGGAGGGCACUAACUGCGCAGAGACGAUCGCCAUGCAGAAGUCUGUGGUGGUGACACUGUGCCUCGCUGCUGCCAAUUCAUGCUUUGACCCACUGCUUUAUUUUUUCUCUGGAGAGGCUUUCCGCAACCGCUUGUCUUCCCUGCGCCGGUCAAUGAAGGGCAGUGCCAUGCACCAUUCAGCCAGGCUGAAACGUGCCAUGGGCACAGAGCCUGGGGAGAACCACCAGAUGAAGGCCAGUUAAUUCACACAGAACUGCAGGAUGACCUCUGCCCUCAUUUGGACUCAGGGAAGGAAAAAGAAGAUUAAAGUCAAAACAAACAAACAAGGGCCAGUUUACUCAUUAACAGAGUAUUCAAAUAUUUCAGUCACAACCCUCAGGAAGAUGUUCUCAAGUAAAUGGGAUAUUUAUUGUUCACACUGUUCAGUGUUUAUGUGAUGCUGUUCUCCAUUAUUAUUAGGACAGUAACCAGUAGCAUGUUACUCAAAUUGUGGAAUCAAAAAUACAAGUAUACAGUAUAUCAGUGUAUGAAUCUAAAUGUCUUUUUAUGUGGAUUGUCUUCAAGAAGCUUGAGUGUUGUGAAUGCUUACUGAGGAGAAAUAACUCUGCCUCAAUUUGCCUUCUGUAGUCAAACUUUUCCUCAUAACGCUCAGCAGAAAAACAAAUAACCUCCUAAAACCCACCUAUCACUUUAAACA
This is a messenger RNA of Monopterus albus (swamp eel), 1624 nucleotides long. RefSeq names its product cysteinyl leukotriene receptor 1 (gene cysltr1). Bases 141 to 1169 code for a protein of 342 amino acids. The record is from RefSeq and is a predicted model, not a curated record. Gene Ontology annotation, molecular function: leukotriene receptor activity. Gene Ontology annotation, cellular component: plasma membrane. Gene Ontology annotation, biological process: G protein-coupled receptor signaling pathway. Lineage: Eukaryota; Metazoa; Chordata; Actinopteri; Synbranchiformes; Synbranchidae. The transcript is spliced from 2 exons.